Mercenaria mercenaria is the source of this 2155-nucleotide messenger RNA. RefSeq lists its product as uncharacterized. The transcript has 4 exons. The record is from RefSeq and is a predicted model, not a curated record. Lineage: Eukaryota; Metazoa; Mollusca; Bivalvia; Venerida; Veneridae. Bases 105 to 2126 code for a protein of 673 amino acids.
CAUAGAUACAACGUCACUGAGUUGAAUAAUGUUGAAACAGUAACAUAAUACGGUUGAAAAAGUAUUUAAAGGUCGGCUAAAAUGUAGUUUUAAAUUAUGAGGACAUGACAGACAGUGACAAUAGCUAUUUAAGCGAUUCUUUGCACAGUUUAUUUAAAAACUGUGACGAGAAAGCCGCUGAGAACGGAACGAACAUAGAAUACCGUCACGCUCCAAUCUUUACACCGUCGGGAAAUGAAAGUACUUCAGAUUGUGAAGAUGAAAACCCAUACGUUGAAUUUACAAAAGUGAAUGAUGAUCCCAAUGAAGGAAUGGUUAUCGUGCAGAUGGAUGACGGCGGUCCCAAGAUGAGGAGACGGAAACCGACGGAAAUAGUAAUACCCAUUGAUCACGUGUCAUCCUCAGAUUCACAAGCUGACAGCGAGGAAAUGGCUGAUUCAAGUAAUACUUCUUCCAGCAUCGGAGGAAAGUCGUCGAUGGAAUAUGACGGGCACAGUAGUACUGAAGAAACCACUGACGGCAGAUUUCAGACAAAACCUACCAGAGCGAGCAGUUGUACAGCAUCUGAUAACUGUGAGUCAGACAGCAGUGACAGUGACUACGGAGAAAACAUGGAAGAAGUUUCUGAUCAUGGUAGUGAUGAGACUGAAUCCGACACAGACGACGAGGAGACCGGUGGUAACACUUCAGAACGCGAUGUAAGUGGGACAACCCCUGGAAGCAGCAGAUCAAUAACAGAUUGUGUCAGAAUCGGACUUUCUAACGCCAGCUAUCUAAAUAUCUGUCAGAAGGUCAAGAAUGGAACAGCCAAGUUAGAGGAAAUUGUUGAUGCAAGAGACCGUCUUGGACGACAUUUUUUACAAACAAGACCGAACCAUCCAUUUUCUAAUUACAUUGCUCUACGCAUGUUCUCUUCGUUGUCCGCUAAUUACAAAUUUAGAAAUAUUGGCUAUGUCAACCUUCCGGCUAGACCAAAUUCAGCUAAUCACGGUUCAGUUCUUAACCAACAAGUGUUUGGUGUGGGUGAUACGGUUGAAAUUUCUCACGUGAAAGGGACAUCAGUAGUUCCAGCCGAUGAGACCCCAACGGAAGAUGAAAGCACAUCGCCAGUAUGUAGCACUAGAUUCGACUUCACACCAGCGGCACGUAGUAAAAUAGAAGGAGCAGUAACCGCAUGUUCUGAAGCUGCAAACGGGGCACACAGUGUGGAAUCUGGCAGAGAAAAUCCACAAGCAAAGCAGGACAGCGAAGUUAGACCUAAUAUUCAGAUUUUGAAAAUGCCUACCGUGUGUUUGCAUGGAAGACGGCCUCGUCAAGUGCUACCGCCAAUUCCUAAAGCAACAGGUGAAGCCAAGCUACAGUCAAACAUGGGAUGUCAGGACAAGCGAGAUGUGCUAACAAAGUCGAAACAAUCUACGAGCUUAAAAUCAGCCAGCAGACAGAUGAAAUCAGAAUGUCACACUCGAAAUACGAAGCCUGGAAUUCCUUAUCAACUAAGAUCUGUGGCUUGUUACCAAGAUGGUAAAGUUGACGUAUCUAUCAUGGGAGACAAGAGACUUCUACCGGAGGCAGAACCACUCAACGUUAACAUCACUUUCAUCCAUCGACCAAUCAUUCAACCAAACAAAGAGGUCAAGAUUGCCGAUGCAGCAGACGACAAAAAUCAAGCUGCUGCUAAACAUAGACCAUUUCCGAUAUCGAAGAAAAACAUCAGCCCCGCUCUUCCACAGAAAGGCACAAAACAGGCAGCCGGAGUUCCUGCAUUCUCGAAAAGGCCACUGCCCCCUCUGAGGAAUAUUCCGAGGACUGACAAUAGUACAUCUGAACAGUUCCGUAAUUUCUCCACAAGAUCAAUCGCGUCAAGACAAAUCUGUAAAAUUCCAAACCGUAAAAUCCUUCCACCUGUGCGCAACAUUCCUGGAACAAUGAAAAAAGACGUUCAGACCACAAUUAGAAAAACAACUGAAUUUUUAAAUAGGAAACAAAACAAAAAGUCAAUAAGAAAACAAAACAAUUUAAACUGGGACAUUGUAAACGACAGGGCUCAAUGGCCGCCAUUUAAUACGCACAUUAACGCUGAGGCUUCAGAGAGGCACCAGAAAAUAUUUGCAGAUAUUUCUGUAUAAAAAGGCUUAAAUAAAGGUUUUAAUCAAUA